Molecule: messenger RNA, 2621 nt
Organism: Arvicanthis niloticus (Nile rat)
Lineage: Eukaryota; Metazoa; Chordata; Mammalia; Rodentia; Muridae
Gene: Gas6
Product: growth arrest specific 6
Cellular component (GO): extracellular region
Molecular function (GO): receptor ligand activity; calcium ion binding
Source: RefSeq, a predicted model, not a curated record
UCACGGCCCAGAACCGCAGCGAGCGCCGGGUGCGGCGCUGCCGCCGCAGGGAUGUGACCUUCACCGCCGCUUGGCCAGGAUGACCGGUGCCCGUGUCCCGCGGCGUCCGCGGCUCGCUUCAGCCUCCUGGGUGCUCUGACUGCACGCUCCCGGCUGCCUGGUCCGGGCCUCGCCAUGCCGCCACCGCCCGGGCCCGCCGCCGCCCUGGGCACUGCGCUCCUGCUGCUUCUGCUGGCCUCCGAGUCUUCGCACACUGUACUGUUGCGGGCGCGUGAGGCGGCGCAGUUCCUGCGGCCCAGGCAGCGCCGCGCCUACCAAGUCUUCGAGGAGGCCAAGCAGGGCCACCUGGAACGGGAGUGUGUGGAGGAGGUGUGCAGCAAGGAGGAGGCCAGAGAGGUGUUCGAGAACGACCUGGAGACGGAAUAUUUCUAUCCAAGAUAUCAAGAGUGCAUGAGAAAAUAUGGCAGGCCUGAAGAUAAAAACCCGGAUUUCACCACAUGUGUUCAGAACUUGCCUGACCAGUGCACCCCAAACCCUUGUGAUAAGAAGGGGACUCAACUCUGCCAAGACCUUAUGGGCAACUUCUUCUGCAAGUGCAACGCUGGCUGGGGAGGCCGGCUCUGUGACAAAGAUGUCAAUGAGUGUGGUCAGAAGAACGGGGGCUGCAGCCAGGUCUGCCACAACAAACCAGGAAGCUUCCAAUGUGCCUGCCAUAGCGGCUUCUCGAUUGCAUCAGAUGGCAAGACCUGCCAAGCCUCGGCCUGGCUGGCUUUGCUUGCAGAUAUAGACGAGUGCACAGACUCAGACACCUGUGGGGACGCACGCUGUAAGAACCUGCCGGGCUCCUACUCCUGCCUCUGUGACAAGGGAUACACAUACAGCUCCAAGGAGAAGACGUGCCAAGAUGUGGACGAGUGUCAGCAGGAUCGCUGUGAGCAGACCUGUGUCAACUCCCCAGGCAGCUAUACCUGCCAUUGUGAUGGGCGUGGGGGCCUAAAGCUGUCCCCAGACAUGGAUACUUGUGAGGACAUCUUACCAUGUGUCCCCUUCAGCAUGGCCAAGAGCGUGAAGUCCUUGUACCUGGGCCGCAUGUUCAGCGGGACCCCCGUGAUUAGACUUCGCUUUAAGAGGCUUCAGCCUACCAGGCUGCUGGCUGAAUUUGACUUCCGAACUUUUGACCCUGAAGGAGUCCUCUUCUUCGCUGGAGGCCGUUCAGAUAGCACCUGGAUUGUCCUGGGCCUAAGGGCCGGGCGGCUUGAGUUGCAGCUUCGGUACAAUGGUGUCGGGCGUAUCACUAGCAGUGGGCCAACCAUCAACCACGGCAUGUGGCAAACGAUCUCUGUGGAAGAGCUGGAACGCAACCUUGUCAUCAAGGUCAACAAAGAUGCCGUGAUGAAGAUUGCGGUGGCUGGGGAAUUGUUCCAGCUGGAGAGGGGCCUGUAUCACCUGAACCUCACUGUGGGUGGCAUUCCCUUCAAGGAGAGUGACCUCGUCCAGCCGAUUAACCCUCGCCUGGAUGGAUGCAUGAGGAGCUGGAACUGGCUGAACGGGGAGGACAGUGCCAUCCAGGAAACGGUCAAGGCAAAUACAAAAAUGCAGUGCUUCUCUGUGACAGAGAGGGGCUCCUUCUUCCCAGGGAACGGAUUUGCCUUCUACAACCUCAACUACACCCGAACAUCGCUGGAUGUCGGCACAGAAACCACCUGGGAAGUAGAAGUUGUGGCUCGGAUUCGGCCUGCCACUGACACGGGGGUGCUACUGGCACUGGUCGGGGACAACGAUGUCAUCCCCCUCUCUGUGGCCCUGGUCGACUAUCACUCUACAAAGAAGCUCAAGAAGCAGUUGGUGGUCCUGGCAGUUGAGGACGUUGCCCUGGCACUGAUGGAAAUCAAGGUGUGCGACAGCCAGGAACACAUGGUCACUGUCUCCCUGCGGGAUGGUGAUGCCACCCUGGAAGUGGAUGGCACUAAAGGCCAGAGCGAAGUGAGCACUGCACAGCUGCAGGAGCGACUGGACACACUUAAAACACAUCUGCAGGGCUCUGUGCGCACCUAUGUUGGAGGCCUGCCAGAAGUAUCAGUGACUUCUGCACCUGUCACUGCGUUCUACCGUGGAUGCAUGACUCUGGAGGUAAAUGGGAAGAUCCUGGACCUGGAUACGGCCUCAUACAAGCACAGUGACAUCAUCUCCCACUCCUGCCCGCCUGUGGAGCAUGCCACACCCUAGACCAAGCCGCGAGAGGUCUCUAUACCUAAAGACGACAAAAAUGAAGCAGGGUUUGGACACAUAGCACUGGUUCCUCUCGCAUGGUCCUGCAACACUGGAGCAGGUGGGCGACCGCCCUUGUGGCGGUUUUUUUUUUUUUUUUUUUUUUUUCUUGAGAUCUUUCUUUUUUUGCCUUGUAACAUAUCUGUACAUAAUGGGACUGGUAUCAGGUCACCGGCUGCUCAUGGAGAGCCAUGUGGCCUGGUGGGAACUGGCUGGAAGGGGCUGGACUGGAGGGGCUGGCAGUUUGCAGCAGAACGGAUGUGAAGAAGAUAAUUCUCUAUUAUUUUUAUUACCACAUGCCUCUUUCUGAUUCGAAAAUAUGGAAAAUAAAAUAUUUACAGAAACCUUUUUAA